AUUUUCUCCCAGAUAUACCUCUUUUCUCCAAAAAAUAUGACUAUUUCUCCCAGAAAUUCCUGCUCUUCCCCAGAAAUAUGACUUUUUCUCCCAGAAAUACCUUUAUUUCCCCCAUAAUAUGGCUGCUUCUCCCAGAAAUACCCGUUUUUCCCCAUAAAUAAGACAUUUUUCCAGUAAUGCUACUGCAGUUCUUUAGGGCUCUGCGUAAGGCUCUGCCGGGCGACGUUAUGGCGUUGCUAUGGCGUUGCUACGCUCCGACUUCCUGUUUCCGCUCACCGCCGUCACGUGACCCGAGCUCGUUGCUACGGCGUUGCUACGUUCCGACUUCCUGUUUCCGCUCCCCUCCGUCACGUGACGAGGCCACCUCCCCGCUCCCCUUUUCCUUCUCCCAACCUCCCACUUCCGGCGACGUCACUUCCGCUCUCAUCUCUCCCAACAUGGCGGCAUCCGCCAUCCGAUCUCGGCGCUUCAAGUGGGCCCUGGAGCUCGGAGCGGCGCCGGGCGGCCGCCCCCGCGGAGCCCCCGAGAGCCGCGGCCCGGUCGGUUUCUCGGAGCGGCAGAUGGGGGAGGGCGGCGUUCACGAGAGCGACCGCAUCCUGGUGGAGAAGCGCUGCUGGGACGUGGCGCUGGGCCCGCUGAAGCAGAUCCCGAUGAACCUGUUCAUUAUGUACAUGGCCGGAAACACCAUCUCCAUCUUCCCCGCCAUGAUGGUCGGCAUGAUGGGGUGGCGCCCCCUGCAGGCGCUGCUCUCCUUGUCCUCCACCCUGAAGCUCCUCGAGUCCUCCAGCGCCCGCCUGCUGCAGUUCCUGGUUUUCCUGCUGGGCAACGGGCUGGGCCUGGCUUUGGCCCUAUAUAAAUGCCAGGCUAUGGGGCUGCUGCCCACCCACGCCUCUGAUUGGCUGGCCUUCAUCACCCCCCCUGCAGCGCAUGGAGGUGAGCGGAGGGGGCCUCAUCCUCUGACCCCCCCCAGGAAUAAAGGCUGGAUCCUACAGAGCAUGGUGUGGAUUUGGGGGUGGGGGGGAAUUGGAAGGAAACUGAGGAACUUGGGGGGAUUUGGGGAAGGGUUGGGGGGAUUUGAGUGGGAAUUGAGGGAGAUUUGGGGGAUUUAGGAGGAUUGGGGGGGU
Messenger RNA from Phasianus colchicus (ring-necked pheasant), 1124 nucleotides. The record is from RefSeq and is a predicted model, not a curated record. NCBI's taxonomy places the organism in Eukaryota, Metazoa, Chordata, Aves, Galliformes, Phasianidae.